Molecule: messenger RNA, 1560 nt
Organism: Syzygium oleosum
Lineage: Eukaryota; Viridiplantae; Streptophyta; Magnoliopsida; Myrtales; Myrtaceae
Exons: 2
Coding region: 127-762 (211 amino acids)
Source: RefSeq, a predicted model, not a curated record
UCUUAUGCUAAAAAACUCGUCGAAAAAAUAGAAAUAGAAUUUUUUUUCUCGAACGAAAUUAUUUUCAGAAACAUAAAUGUUACCAAAUGACUCUUAGAUGGCCGUUAUGUACUUACGAUACGCGAUAUGCGACACGUGUCAAAGGUGGGCCCGCCUGUCAUAAACUUUAAAAUUCUCUUCCCGUUGCUUCAUUACUCUCCGAUACUCCACUCUCUCUGCUCUCUCAGUGCCGAGAACGAUGCUGGCUCUGCUCUCUCUCUGUCCUCCACGACUCCGCUCCGCUCUCUCCGUUCCUCCGGGCCUUCCCUCUUCCCGACCAAGACAGCUCUCCACUCUGCUCUAUCUCAUCCGAUGAACCUUGCCUCCUCCGUCGCUUGCCGGAGGGGCAUCGGUGGCUCCGAUUCGCCGUCCAAUGAGCUCAAGUUGAACUUUCGUGAGCUUCGCUCCCAUUACUACGAAGGGGUCUUUCUCUUCACACCCGACCACGCAGCCAUCGCCACCUCUGCCUUCGCCUACGCGGUCGCCUUUGCGGCUCCAAUUCGACCUCUGCAUCGGACAAGCUCAAGCCAAAUUGGGAACAGGAUGCGUUUGACGUGGACGAUGGCUUCGCGAAUGGUCCAAAAAUGCGCAAGGUUUGUAAGAGUUUUGUUGAUCCUUAAUUUGAGUUUUGUUGGAGAGCAUCCUAUUAGACAAGUUAUUGUUCGAAAGAAGAUAUUGAUAUACGAUUUUGUUGUAAUAGGAUACGUGAAGGUCGUUGUUUGAGCACCAUUGAGACCCGACCGACAUGUGGCACCACAUGGUGAUCAUUGAAUGAGUCGGCCCCACGGUGACGUGGUGGGACCUGUCCAUUAUGCACAAAGGAGAAAGAAGGAGGGAAAUCACAAGAAGGAGAUGCAGUAGUUAAUAAAGAAAAAGAGGAGACAAAAAUUUGAAUGAGGGAAAGGUUGGACCUGACCGACAUGUGGCACCACAUGUCGGCCAUUGAAUGAACCGGGCCCACGGUUAGGGGUGUCAAUGGGUCAGCUCGGGUCAGGUUUUCAUAAUACCCGACCCGAAAUAAUGAAUAUGUGUGCUUGACCCGACCCGAAACAAGACCUGAACAUGAUAUAGCCGCACGAUCGGAUGGGGUCGGUUCGGGUCGGGUUCGUGUUUUAGAUUUUUAUUAUAAAUUAAGGUUAAGUUACACCCACAAUUGUUUAGGAGUCCCACAUCUCCAAAAACCUCGAAGAUUAAUUAUGCGGCGUACCUCAAGGGUUUUCUAUAUAAACAGUAAUGUUCCCUGUUAAGUAGCAUGGAUCCAUAUGACAUGCAGACAUGCAUUUUGACUUUUCUGAUAGUUUCACAAAUAGUUUGUGAAUUUACAAACAAGUCUUAGACUCAUCCCAACCAUGGGAUUAAUAGCUGGCCUCUGAAUUGUCAAACACAAGAAUGCAAAACAACAUACACGUUCCUUUCUUUUUCUUCUAUGGGUAACAAGAGUUAAGAAGCCCAAAGAGAUACUGUCAAGCAAUAUAGCAAAAAGGGAAAAAGCCGAACAGAGGGGCAUCUGACUCCUAAACC